AUGGCUCCCAAGGCUGCUGCUAAGGCUGCUCCAGGUUCCGACUCUGCCUCUACCACUGAGCAGCAGGACAAUGCGAUCAUGGCCAUGUGCCUCCGCAAGAUCGAUCCUCAUACUCACAAGAUCGAUGCCGCUGCCGUUGCCGAGGCCCUGGGUUAUACCAACCCAAAGUCCCUCGGCAACCGUUGGUCCGCCAUGAAGAAGAAGUACGAGGACAUCCGGGUCGAAAUGUCCUACCCUCCUCGCGCUGGUGGUCCCACCAGCCCCAAGGCUCCUGCGAGCCCCAAGGUGUCUCCGGACAAGGUCCAGAAGAAGCGUGGCCGCAAGCCCAAGGCUGCCAAGGCAUCUGAGCCAAAGGCUGAGGACGACGAGACCAAGGCCGAGGAGGCCAAGAUCGAGGAUCUCAAGGUCGAUGAUGACAAGGUCAGCGAGAACGAAGUUUAG
Molecule: messenger RNA, 441 nt
Organism: Penicillium subrubescens
Lineage: Eukaryota; Fungi; Ascomycota; Eurotiomycetes; Eurotiales; Aspergillaceae
Exons: 3
Coding region: 1-441 (146 amino acids)
Source: RefSeq, a predicted model, not a curated record